CGCUGCAGCGAGGGAUGGUAAAGCCAUGAUUUCUGCUGAGCUCACGCUCCCCGCUUUAUCAACCUCGGCUUGAUUUGGGGAUAGGAAAACGUAAAUGGAAGAGGAGGAGGAGGCCGAUGGAGAAGCAGAAGGGCGGCAAAACGCCCGGCUCCGAACUCACGGCAGGUCCUAGCGCAGGUCACGUCUGAGGGGGUUUAUUUUUCUGGGAUAAAGCAAAGGCCGUUUUGGCUACGUUUAGGAAAAUUCCGGGAAAAAAAUACCGACUGUUUUAACCUUCGGAGGAGCAGCGCUCCCACAAGAGUCCGGCGUGCCAGGGUAGGAAGUGCCGUCAAGUCCAACAGUGUGCUAGGCAAACGCAGCCCUGGCGGUUCCCCGGAGCAGCGCAGGAUGGAUCCCGUGGUUCUCAGCUACAUGGACAGCCUGCUGAGGCAGUCGGACGUGGCCCUGCUGGAGCCCCCGAACUGGCUCAACGACCACAUCAUCGGCUUCGCCUUCGAGUACUUCUCCAACCAGCAGUUCCAGGAGUUCAGCCACCGUGUUUGUUUCAUCGGCCCUGAGGUGGCUCAGUUCAUCAAGUGUGCCCUUAGUCAGGAAGAAAUAGCCAUAUUCCUCCAGCCGCUGGACCUUCUCCACAAGGAGCUGCUGUUCCUGCCUAUCAAUGACAACUCCAGCCAGGCCGCUGGGGGCACCCACUGGAGCUUACUGGUUUAUUUCAGGGACAAGAAGUGCUUCGCUCAUUACGAUUCCCACAGUAAAUGCAACUCUGUCCAUGCCAAGCAAGUGGCAGGGAAACUGGAGGCCUUUCUGGGAAAAAGAGGGGGCAAAGCCACCUUUGUGGAGGAGAAGGCGCCGGCGCAGCAGAACAGCUACGACUGUGGGAUGUACGUGAUCUGCAAUGCCGAGGCUCUGUGCCGUGGCUACUUCCAGGGCCGGAUGGAGCCUCUGCUGCAGCUCCUCACCCCCUCCUACAUCACCCAGAAGAGGUCAGAGUGGAAAGCUCUCAUCACAAAACUGGCACAGAAGUGAUAGGGAUGCAUCUCCAGCCCCCCAAAAACUGCCUUCCCGGUCCAAGAGGCAGCACCCCCAGUGCCUGAGGGAAUGCCCAUGCACAAGAUUGUCCCAAAGAAAAAGAAUGUAACCCCUCUAGCAUGGCUACACCCCCCAAACACCCCACUCCCUCCAGGAAAAGCCUUAUUCUCCUCUCAAAAUCACUGGCCUUUCAACUUCUAAUGACAAGAGUCACUUUGCUUUCAAAGAAACCCUCUCCAUGGUAAAAUUUUACAGUAAUCACUGCAGCAAAACAGGUUGCUAAAGAGAAUUCUCCACCUGUGCCCAGCAGGCAACACACCCUCAUUAGGUGGCUUUAGAUGGCUCCAGGCAUUGUCCUUCCAAGCCAGGUUUAGCAAACGUUCUUUAAACCCAAACCCCUGAGUGCUUUAUCGUGGACAGUUCCAGUUUGUGCCUCCUGCUAACAGUAUUUCAGCAAUGUGGCAUUUAGCAGCCAGGAUUUUGUACCCCUGAAAACCUGACAUUGAGAUGUCACUGCAAAAAAGAUGAGACUGCAAAGGAAAAGCUAAAAUUAAUUUAAGAACAGGGCAAAAUCAAAGUCAGUUUUCACCAGCCAGGUGCUCCUAGCUUUUUUUUGUUCCCCGCCCCUGCUUGUUCUUAUUGCAAAUUAAAACCCGACUCUGAACUGCUGGAAGAUUAAUAGGAAGCUGAGAAAGCCAGUCCUAGGAAAAGAAACUUUAUUGAGAUGAAAAGCAACACUCACUCUUUGAAGUUUGGGGUUUUUCAUUAGGAUUUUAGGUCGUCUCUGAGCGGGGAGGGUUCGUCAGUGCUCCCCAACCCUUGUUAGCGGUCACUGCUCUAACACAAAACCAGUUCUGUUACUUGAGAGGAAAAAAAACCACACCAGGGAGAACAAAAGGACAGAGUUUGAGGUAUAAAAGCCAAAGAUAACUGCGGGCUCCUUGAAGUCCUUAAUGCACUUCAGAAAACUGAAACACUUCUCUUCCCGUGCUGGAUGAUGGCUGAGAUCCAGGAGUGGAUCCUCUCCUUAAAGACAGGCUUAGCAGUGCGGAAAAUAAAAAUUAAACUGAGAUGUCAUUGCAGGAUAAGGAAUAAUCUCUCACCUGGUGAGAAGCAAAGAGCAGGUUGCUCAGGUAGUGUCUAGCAGAGCAACCACACCUCUACCUGAGGAGGGAAAUCGGGGUUAAAUACAAUCCUUGAGGAAGGACUGUUUUUACCUUGGAGCUCUUCACACUCCACCGGUGUGUGCAGCAGCACAGCACCAAGGGGAUUGAGGGCUUCACCUUCCCUUACUCCAGGUGAAAGUCAAGAUAUCAGCCCAGACUGCCCCAAAACACCCUCACGUCAACACUGGGGCCAUGUACAAGGGCUGGGGCCAUUGCCCUCCCUCCUAACACUGCCUGGACAGGAGAGCAGCCUCCAGCAUCAGCCGUCCCUGGAAAACCCGCUCAGCUGCAGUGAGAACGGGAUCCAGCCCUGAAGGGGAUUCCCUUUGGACUCUGAGGGGCUUUGCCAGAGCAACGUCACUGCCACUCCCAAAUCCUGAAUAAAACUCAGACCAAA
Messenger RNA from Parus major (Great Tit), 2592 nucleotides. It is a transcript of the gene SENP8, whose product is annotated as SUMO peptidase family member, NEDD8 specific. Lineage: Eukaryota; Metazoa; Chordata; Aves; Passeriformes; Paridae. Gene Ontology annotation, molecular function: cysteine-type peptidase activity; deNEDDylase activity. The record is from RefSeq and is a predicted model, not a curated record. Bases 388 to 1026 code for a protein of 212 amino acids. Gene Ontology annotation, biological process: proteolysis. The transcript is spliced from 2 exons.